AUGACUAGCCAGAGAAAGUCGCACGUCUUCCGGGUGACAGGCCUGUUAAGGGAACUGCCUGAUAAGGAUCUCAAGACCGCAUUGCAAGAGGCACUCAACGACAACUUUACCGACGACGAGAAAUCGCAAAUCAAGAAUGAUAUUUCAAUAGUGCCUUCAUGCUAUGAAAGUAGCCACCAGAGAAUGGCUCUGGUGCAAUUUCGUGGCGGUGUGCCUCAGUUUCUCCAUGAGCUGAGAGUCAAUCCGCUUGGAGACUGGCAGAUCGAGAUGGGAGAAAAUGACAUCAACUUUGACUGCAACUUCUUUGGAUUUACCCAGCUCUACGCGCCGGAUGGAAACGAACCAGUGGCUAUAGAUAUUAUUGCAAUCGCCGGACUGGAUGGACAUGCGUAUGGAUCAUGGCAAGGAAGAGGAAACCUUGGUCGGAUGUGGCUCCGUGACUUCCUGUCGAAGGACCUUCCGCAGUGCCGCACCAUGAUCUACGGGUACAACUCUAAGCUGUCGAGCCACGGCGUCGAUACGAUCCUCGACUACGGGCGGGAGCUGAUGGAAGAGAUUAAAAAAAUUCGGAACACGGAGGAGCUCCAGCAGAGACCUCUAGUUUUCAUCGCACAUAGCUUUGGAGGCAUUAUUUUGGCUCAUUGCCUGGUGAGGGCCAUCCAGACCAUGGACGACGAUCACCCGGCGAUCAAGUCGCUGCAUCCAGCCACGUACGGCAUGAUCCUCUUUGCUAUCCCACAUAAAGGAUUAGUGAUGGACGAUAUCCAGCAGAUGCUAGCAGGGGAUAAGAGCCAUCCGCGAGAGCAACUAUUGCGGCAGAUUUCCAGCAAAUCAGACCUACUGACCCACCAGCUAGCCGACUUCAAAAAUCUGAUCCGGGACCGUAAGGUGGUCAGUUUCUAUGAGACAGAGCAGACGAGGCGGUUGGUAUUGGACUCAGAAAGCGGACGAUGGAAACGCACCGGGGAUUUUAUGACGACAGUUGGCACAGACUCGGCCCUCCUCCAGCUUCCCGACCAUGUCGAGGAGAAGGUGCCGCUACAUGCAGACCACUCGAUGGUGGUCAAAUUCGACACGCGCAAUGCGGCCGGGUACCAAACAGUGCUCGAUAGACUGCGCCAGUUCUCACAAGACGCGCCAUCGGUGGUGGCGGCUCGUUUUAUGCGACCUGAAACGCCACCGCCUCCUCUCUUGACUAUUCCGUUCCGUCGCGACCCAGAUUUUGUUGAUCGUGGAACGCUGGUUGAUCAGAUACAAGAAAAAGGCGCUACAGAAGGGGCUCGGAUAGCGCUUGUUGGCCUGGGUGGCGUAGGAAAAUCACAACUUGCGAUAGAAUAUUGUUAUCGAGUGCGAGAUCAAUCGCCCACAACGUGGGUUUUUUGGAUUCAUGCGAGCAAUGCAACUCGUUUCGAACAGAGUUGCCGGGAGAUCGCCGACCGAGCUAAGAUACAAGGUCGGCAGGAUCCCAAGACGAAUAUUUUCGAGGUGCUUAAUAAUUGGCUCAAUAACCCGAAGACUGGAAAAUGGGUUCUCGUUCUGGAUAAUCUCGACGACGAAGAAUUUCUCCAUACGGUACCUCCAGAACAUUCGUACGGCCUUGAGAAAGAUCAGAAGGGAGUACCAAGGCGAUCGAUCUGGUCUUAUUUUCAUCAAAGCUCAGUGGGUUGUAUCGUUAUGACAGGUCGCAGUAUACAAGUGGCCUUGAGAAUCGUCGAAGACUAUGAUAUCAUUCUAGUUGAACCGAUGGACAAGGCCCACGCUAUCUCACUAUUUGAGAAGAAGGCAGGGGCACAGCACAAUCGCGAAGUAACUGUGCAGCUGGUUGCGGCGCUUGAGUUUAUGCCACUUGCGAUCGUGCAGGCCGCAGCCUUCAUUAAACAACGAGCACCGCGAGAAUCAGUCACGCAGUAUUUGGAAAGAUUUCGGAACAGCGAUCGCCAGAAGAUGAAUCUUCUUGAUUAUGAAGGAGGCCGGCUUCGUCGGGACCCAGAAGCCAAGAACUCCAUCCUUGUGACCUGGCAGAUAUCAUUUGAGGAUAUUCAGGAAAGAAGGCCAUCAGCGGCAGGUCUCUUAUCUCUGAUGAGCUUCUUUGAUAGACAAGGGAUCCCUGAUAGUCUCCUACGAGAAGGCAAAAUAACAACAAGUCAUGGGGGAAACCUUUAUACGACAGACGAAGAAAGCGAUACAAGUGAGUUGGAAAACACUACGAGCGUAUCAAGCGAUGCCGAUCAGUUUGAGGACGAUAUAUUGAUGCUGAGAGAUUAUUCGCUGAUCUCUGAUAGCUCAGGUAAGGCGAGUUUCCAGAUGCAUCGACUGGUUCAACUGGCAAUGCAAAAAUGGCUGCAAGAUAAAGAGAAUUUGGAACACUGGAAAGAAAUUUAUAUCCGGAGACUUCACAAUACAUUUCCCGAAGCAAGAUUCGAGAACUGGAGAGAGUGCCAAAUGCUGUUUGCUCAUGUACAGCGCGCAAUUACGCAGCAGCCACAUGCAAAGCCCUCAUUGGAAGAAUGGGCAUCAUUACUUCACGAAGCAGCGUCGUUUUCAUGCACAAGGGGAAAUUUCUUUGAUAGUAAAAGAAUGGCGAAGAGCGCAAUGAACGCAAGGAAAGAGCUAUUUGGGGGCGAAAACAUUGGGGGAGAACUGAAGAAAGCUGAAAAACUCCAACUGCAGGCGAUGGAGACUUGCAAGCAGGCGAUGGAGACUUACAAGCAGGUAUUUGGGCCCGAGCAUUCCAAUACUAUGACCAUCAUGGCCAAUCUGGCAUCAACUUACUGGAACCAAGGGCGAUGGAAAGAAGCCGAAGAGCUCGAGCUACAGGUAGUAGAGUCUUGCAAGCAGAUGCUCGGGCUAGAGCACCCCUCUACUCUUAGUAGUAUGGGCAAUUUAGCAUCAACCUACCGGAAACAGGGGCGAUGGAAGGAAGCCGAGGAACUCGAGCUGCAGGCGAUGGAGUCUUGCAAGCAGGUGCUUGGGCCAGAGCAUCCGUCUACUAUAACCAGCAUGGGCAAUUUAGCAUCAACCUACCGGAACCAGGGGCGAUGGAAGGAAGCCGAAGAGCUCGAGCUACAGGCGAUAGAGUCUUAUAAGCAGGUUCUCGGACCAGAGCAUCCCAAUACUCUAAUGAGCAUGGCAAAUCUAGCAUCGACCUACAGAAAUCAGGGGCGAUGGAAGGAAGCUGAAGAGUUCGAGCUACAGGUGAUGAAGACAUAUAACCAGGUGCUUGGGCCAGAGCAUCCUCAUACUUUAAGUGCCAUGGCUAAUCUGGCAUCAACAUCUACCACAUCAGCACCCAGAUUUACGGAAACUAUCAGCGUUAUUAUCGAAUACAUCAUCAACACCGAGCUGAUCACCACAAUCUAUACGGAUACUAUUGGCUAUAUGAUGAUCGAAGCCGCAAGGAGCUCCUGGGAUCGCGAUAUAUUUUUAACAAACUAUGAACUUGACUGGUUUGCAAGCGGCAUAACACGAGACUUAUGUGGAGCAAGUUUCCAAUAUGCAGUUGGUUUCGGCACACCUACGCCCACAACAUGGUCUGGUAUACCGCGAAGUGUUAGCUUCGAAGACGCCGUCACAGUUGACUCAACCAAGUCCUACUCAGCUUGUCAUUACACCAAUACAGCGGCCCCGGACAUUGGCGAUGGUCUCGAGCUGGGUUGUGCCUAUACCAAUUAUGAAGUGGUGUACUGUAAUAAUCUAAUAGACACAUCGAUCAAGCCAAUCAUCAAAUGCAUCGACACAAAAACAUCAACUUCAGUCUCCACAUCUCUUUUGACGACGACAGAAACGAAAACCAUUACGGUAUGGUGA
Molecule: messenger RNA, 3807 nt
Organism: Penicillium taxi
Lineage: Eukaryota; Fungi; Ascomycota; Eurotiomycetes; Eurotiales; Aspergillaceae
Exons: 9
Coding region: 1-3807 (1268 amino acids)
Cellular component (GO): kinesin complex
Molecular function (GO): protein binding
Source: RefSeq, a predicted model, not a curated record